CCCUCAGAGACACCGAGGCAGAGGAGGAGUCCGCAUUUGAGGGCGCCAUGGCGGAGGCCGAGGCCGAGGGACCCAGCCGCGCCGACCCCGCCGCCUCCACCGCCUCGGUCCGGCUGCGCGCCCUGCUGCGCCACGUCCUGCCCUCCUCGCUCGGCGCCCGGCGGGCCUGCGCCUCCUCGCCGCGCCCCACACAAUUUACUACUUCAGCCCAAGUAACUACGGUGAAAUAUCCAAUUCAGUACCGUUACACCUUAGAUAAUAAUGUUCUAAGCCCAGAGCAAAGGCAUUUCUAUGAGGAGAAUGGCUAUCUCGUCAUAAAAAAUCUGGUUUCGGAUGAGGAUGUUGAACAUUUCAGAAAUGAGUUCGUGAAGAUCUGCAGACGGGAAGUGGUCGUCCCUGGACUGUUGGUCAUGAGAGAUGUGUCAAUUGCCAAGUCUGAAUUUAUUCCAGAUCAAAAAGCAGUUUCAAAACUACAGGAUUUCCAGCAUCAUGAAGAGCUCUUCAGAUAUUGCACAUUGUCUCAGAUAUUGAAAUAUGUCGAAUGCUUCACAGGACCAAACAUCAUGGCCAUGCACACCAUGCUGAUAAAUAAGCCUCCCGAUCCCGGAAAGAAGACCUCUCGCCAUCCAAUGCACCAGGAUUUGCACUAUUUCCCAUUCCGACCUGCAGAUCGCAUUGUUUGUGCCUGGACUGCCAUGGAGAAGAUUGAUCGCAGAAACGGAUGCCUGGUAGUUUUGCCAGGAAGUCAUAAGGGGUCUCUGAAACAGCAUGAUUAUCCUGAGUGGGAGGGUGGUGUAAACAAGAUGUACCAUGGAGUGCGUGACUAUGAUAAAACUAUUCCGAGGGUUCACCUUGCUAUGGAGAAAGGAGACACAGUGUUCUUCCAUCCCUUGCUAAUCCAUGGCUCUGGAAUGAACAAGACUGAAGGGUUUCGUAAGGCAAUUUCUUGUCAUUAUGCAAGUUCUGACUGCCACUAUAUUGACGUGAAAGGUACAAUUCAAGAGAACAUUGAGAAAGAAGUUGUGGAAAUUGCAAGAACAAAGUAUGGUAUAGACUCUCCUCUUCCUCUGAAGGAUGUUUGGAUGUUGCGAAGUCGUCUUGUUAAAGGAGAAAGGAGAAGUCUGUAGAAUGUUAUCUGGAUGCCAAGGCUUAGUUCAUGAACCCAGCAUAUCAUUUUCUAACUGGGAGAAACCAUGAUCCUUUGGUUGGAUGUGUUCAGAAUUUUUCUUGCACUGAAUAUUUUUCAAUUACUAUGCAGUAAAACAGUUCUGAGGUAUGUUUACUUAGGUAUGAUGCUUAGGCGAGAAUUCUAGGCACACCUACUUGAACACGCCUACUGUUCUGAGUAAACAAUAUUGUUAAAUUCAAGAAUAGUUUUAACUAUUUUAAAUGAUGCACUUUAUGAUCUACCGUACUUUAUCCAGUAUUGAAUGGUAGACAGCUGCCUUUAUGCAGUGAUUUAGAAUCUUCAAGCCAUAUCCUAUAUUCUUAGUAGCGUAGCAUUAUUCUCUCCAAACUAGGUGAAUAAAUGAACAAAAUGGCAAAUGCAGUUCCAUGUAAGUUAAAGCAAUAUACUUUGGGGCAAAACUAACUAAAUAAGAACUUCAUGUAUGCUGGUAGACUUCUCCCUGGCAGUGACUAAUCAGGAAAGGCCUCUCCAUUUCCGAAUGCCCCAUCUCGAAAGGCUGUGGCAGAGUUGGAAGCCAUGUAGAAAAGCCCCCCCCCAUGACCAGAAUACUGUCUUGUGUGUUCUCCUCUCACAUUCUCCACUGAACAGAGCUAGGCUCAGCCUCCAACAGUGUUUCGCACCAAUGGGAUGCACCAAUGACAUACACAGGCUCUGCAUAGGGGCUACAUUUGUUACCAAAGCCGUAAAGGUAAAGGGGCCCCUGACCAUCAGGUCCAGUCGUGUCCGACUCUGGGGUUGCGACACUCAUCUCGCUCUAUAGGCCGAGGAAGCGGGCGUUUGUCUGCAGACAACUUCCGGGUCAUGUGGCCAGCAUGACAAAGCUGCUUCUGGCGAACCAGAGCAGCGCACGGAAACACCUUUUACCUUCCCACUGGAGCGGUCCCUAUUUAUCUACUUUCACUUUGAUGUGCUUUCGAACUGCUAGGUGGGCAGGAGCUGGGACCGAGCAACGGGAGCUCACCCCCGUUGCAGGGAUUCGAACCACCGACCUUCUGAUCAGCAAGCCCUAGACUCUGUGGUUUAACCCACGGUGCCACCUGGUUCCCUUACCUAAGCCGUACAAAGCACAAACUAAAAGCUGUGUAUUAGACUGUCAAAAGCCUAUUGCAGUCAGCUUCAUCGGUUUUUUCAAGAAAUGACUAGUGGAUUUAAUCUCAUUUGGAAAGUGCAAUGUUACCCAUAUGACAGACACAUAAUGUAAUGCAUAGAGCACAACAUUUUUAAAAAUCAACUAAAGAGAUUCAACUUAAAUAGAAAAUUAAGAAAGACAAAUGACUAAAAAAUAAAGUAAUUACAAUAAUGAAAAAGAAAACCAGCCUUAUGUCGUUUGGAAUUAUGUGUGAAAAUAAUAUAUAAGAUUGCGUGCUUUCUUGGUUUUUGUUUUGUAUUCUCAGAGUUAAUAAAUAAAUGUUGUGCUUCAAUGAA
This is a messenger RNA of Zootoca vivipara (common lizard), 2614 nucleotides long. RefSeq names its product phytanoyl-CoA dioxygenase, peroxisomal. Gene Ontology annotation, molecular function: phytanoyl-CoA dioxygenase activity. Gene Ontology annotation, biological process: fatty acid alpha-oxidation. NCBI's taxonomy places the organism in Eukaryota, Metazoa, Chordata, Lepidosauria, Squamata, Lacertidae. The record is from RefSeq and is a predicted model, not a curated record.